AUGCUUGUCGAGAACGCAAAGUCAAGGUGUCAAUUCACCAAGGAGACCAACCGGCGAAUGUCAUCCAUCAAACAGGUCCAGGAUCUUCAGAGUCAGAUUGCCGAGUUGACUCAUGUCAACUCUCAGCUGCGCACCAAGGUCUCCGAUGGUGAGCCUUUAGAUCCCGAACGGACAGACACGAAGCGCAGGCUUUCUGAAGCUCAGAUUGGCGCCAUACCGGGACCACGUCCGAUCACAAUGCCAGCCUUGAACAACUUCGACCAGGUCCGCAGCAACAUCCGAACACAUGCCCAAGGCAUAUUUUCUACACCCCAUCACGAUCCAAAGGGCGCUGGAUUGACAAAUUGGCGGUCACCCGAGAUACCAACACGCGCAGACUUUGCGUACCUCGCUCGCUCAUACAUGGAGACGAUACACGAGUCGUAUCCUGCUGUUCACUGGCCCACUUUUCAACGAGAAGUGGACGAAGUGUACACUUCGAAAACAUUCGAGGGUUGCUCUCGUGAAUGGGUCGGAUUAUUCUUUGCGGUAUUGGCUUGUGGCGCUUUGCAAGCUGAACCGGCGCACACCAACUCUCCUACCUCAGUGUCAAAGGGCCAGGCAAUGUAUGAGACCGCGACUGCUGUUCUCCAGUCCUGGCCGCAUGAUGUCUCAGUUACAUAUGCCCAAGCAGCACUUCUGUUGAGCAUCUACGCUACUGAGUGCAACUUGGGCCCUGCGGGCUCUAUGUGGCUCGCCUCUGCCGCGAGAAUGGCUCAGGAAUUGCAAAUAUGCCCUGAAGUCGAUGUCUGGCCUCUUGUCGACGGUGAGAUCCGACGUAGGCUCUGGUGGUCCAUCUACGUUCGCGAUAGGAUCAUGUCGCUUGAGACAGGCAAGCCUAUGAUCAUCAACGAAAUCGACUGCGAAAUAUCUCUGCCAUCCGCCGUGGACGACCGCUACAUCCAACCGAACAGUUCCUUCCGCUCAUUAGCGAAGCCAACUCACUAUACUGGGUUCAUGGCGAACAUACACAUCACACGCCUAUAUGCGCCACUGCGGCAAAUUCUCAAAUCAAGCGUAGUUCUCCCACAGAGCCUACAAAGCUUUGAUGAAGAGCUUCGACUUAAGUUGCUGCUCCUUCCUGAAGCCUACCAGCCUGAUUCCAAUACACUGUUCGACAUGUCGGCACUGCCUACAAUCUUUUGCUUGUUGUCCGCUCGCUUUAGUGUGUACCGGCGCAAUCUGACUCCAGUAGCCGGUCUCGCGGAGCGAGAUUCUGGAAAAACAUGGGAAGAGCUAGUAGCUUCGAUAGCGAGCAAUGCCGUAUGUUUGCACUUGUGGAGAUGUAUACUUGUGCUAUGCUUCCGUGGCGAGUACAAGGCUGCACUCGUUUGCUUGCAUCUCUCUAGGGCUAUUGGCAAUCGACGGAAGGUCAACACGGCGUGCGGAAAGCACGUGGUAUUCUUCCUCGAAAGGAUGUUCGACAGAGUGCGUACCGGGCGCGCAAGCAGUCAUCAGCUCGAGCAGGAUGAGGAGAUGAUCGCGUACGUCAGUGCGGACGCUCAAAGCAGCCUUGAGCAUUCUUGGGUUUGGGCGGGUGAUAAUUUGAUCUCUUCGAGCAUGAAGCCAGACCCGACCCCCAUCGCUACAAGAUCGCCGAGCGGCGAUGAACCGAUGCGGGACGCACUACCAUUGCGCACGUCAUCUGGUUCACCGAUGAACACUACAACUGAACCGGAUGAGUGGAGCAAGGUUGAGCAAAUGGUCAAGCAGCUGAUGGAUGAGCUCCUUCAUCGAUCCACGCAAUCGCCUGCCUACUAUCCUCCACCCCAUAAUCCUGUUAAGCGCGUGCAGUUGGCACCGGAAGCACCACCACCACCAAAGAUGGCGCCAAACCCAAGUCCGACACCGUCAGGCACAAGUCGCAUCAGCAUUGCGAACAUUAUAUGA
This is a messenger RNA of Alternaria arbusti, 1929 nucleotides long. RefSeq lists its product as uncharacterized. The record is from RefSeq and is a predicted model, not a curated record. Gene Ontology annotation, molecular function: zinc ion binding; DNA binding. Lineage: Eukaryota; Fungi; Ascomycota; Dothideomycetes; Pleosporales; Pleosporaceae. The transcript is spliced from 5 exons. The coding region runs from base 1 to 1929 and encodes 642 amino acids. Gene Ontology annotation, biological process: DNA-templated transcription.